AUGGAGGUGAUUGAUGCAGUAAUGCAGGAGGAAGAUGCAAAAGCAGUGCGUUUGAUUCCACUUCCUUGUUCGAACAUUGAGGAUCGGUGGGUAUGGCACUUCUCGAACCGUGGGGUCUAUUCAGUUAGUUCUAGGUUUGUGCAUAUUAUGUGGAAGUCGUCUUUGAUUGGUUAUGUUCCUAGCAUGAAUAUCCCUCCAAAACUCAGACAUUUUUGGUGGAAAGCUUGCUGUAACUUCCUUGCUACAAAGCAAAACUUACACAGGAAAAGGUGCAACCCUUCCCUAGUAUGCCCAAUCUGUCUUCGGGACCCUGAGAGCGUUGAGCACCUCUUUUUCCAGUGCGACUGGACUAAUGCAGUUUGGUUUGGAAGUAGUUUAAAUUACAAAGUGGAAUCUUUGGCAAUCUCAUCUGUCAUGAAUUGGAUUGUCCCUGUUAUGGACCACUUGGAUUCAGCUAUAGAUGGGCCCGCGUGUAUGGGUAAAAUCAUUUUUCUGGCUUGGCAAAUAUGGAAAUCGCGUAAUGACUGCGUCUUUAAUCAUAUGCCAGUGGACCCAAGGGAUACCAUGGCUAGAGCAAACUUUGGAUGGUCUAAGUUCCAUGGAAGUUUGGGGAAUCAAGAGAUACCAAGAAAGCAUGUGAAACAAGUUUCCCUUGUCACACACUGGGAAUGUGUAGAGGAGGGGUGGGUGAUAAACACCCAAUAA
Molecule: messenger RNA, 705 nt
Organism: Rhododendron vialii
Lineage: Eukaryota; Viridiplantae; Streptophyta; Magnoliopsida; Ericales; Ericaceae
Exons: 2
Coding region: 1-705 (234 amino acids)
Source: RefSeq, a predicted model, not a curated record